CACUCGACAGUGAGAGCAAUGAGCAACUGUUUGGAAAGAGCUGUGUUGCAGUGCAGACAGAUGUCAGCUAAGACUGAGAGACAGACCACGUGGAAUCAUAAACUGCUGUCAUGAUUUACAGUACUGAAGAAGACAACUUGUGCUUGGUUCCUAUUCCACCUUCUUGUCCCCCUUUCUGAAGUAACGGAGAGCAAGAAGCUGUGGGAGAAAGCAGGGGAUUACGGAAGAGACACUUAGUAUUGCUGGGUUUGAAAUACACAGGGAUUCCUGGUCCAAAAAGGCAAGUACUGAAAAGUGGGAUGAAUGCUUUCAGCGUUCAUAUUGGGAUUGUUUGAUAGGUGAGCAUUUGUGCAGUAGAAGAGAUGAGUUGGGCACGUGGGUGCGAGAGAUGUUUGGAAUAGGUCUGAGUGAAUUUGGAAUUUCCUAGGAAUGAGGUGGAAUAGCUGUCAGCCUCUUUAAAGUCCUCUGUUCUGGAGAAAGAACCCUUUACGGGUGUCUGAGAAAAGUAGAAUGAAGACAACAAAUUCUCUACCUGAAAUGGGGGACUGAAGUACAGCAUGGGUCCAGGGAAUGGAACUGCAGUUACUGAGUUCGUCCUAGACGGCUUCUCAGGGCUCACCCAAAGACUGCAGCUAUUUCUCUCUCUGGUCAUUCUGCUCAUGUACCUGACAACAGUGAUCGGGAAUGCAACCAUCAUCUUCCUUGUGUGUGUGGAUCACCACCUGCAAACCCCUAUGUACUUUUUCAUCAGCAAUUUGGCCUUCCUGGAAAUCUGGUUCACAUCCUCCACAAGUAUCAAGUUGUUUGUGAUCCUGGGUUUUGGAAGGAGAACGAUUUCACUAGGCACCUGCUUUGCUCAAUCCUAUUUCUAUUUUGCCCUGGGCUGUACAGAAUUUGUUCUGCUUGUUGUCAUGUCCUUUGAUCGCUAUGUUGCUAUCUGCCAACCUUUGCAUUAUGCUGCCAUCAUGAAGCCUCAGCUCUGCAUCUACUUAGUUGUUGCAGCUUGGGUCAUAAGCCUCACACUCUUCAGUUACCGCCUGGUUCUCCUCUAUCAGUUGACUUUCUGUGGCUCAAACAAGAUCCACCAUUUCUUCUGUGACAACUCCCCCUUAUUCAAACUGUCCUGCUCUGACACCAGUCUGCUUUGGAAAACAGACUCUGUUUUAGCAUCAUUUGUCAUCCUGGGUUCCUUAUGUUUAACUCUGGCAUCCUACAUGCGCAUCCUUUAUUGUAUACUGAACCUUCCAGCAGCUUCUUGGAGGAAUAAAGCUUUUACCACAUGUUCUUCCCAUUUCACCACCUUAGCUAUCGCCUAUGGGAGCUGCAUUGCUCUCUAUGCAUGUCCUUCAGGAGGUGUUCAGUUAAGGACCAACAGAAUUGUAGCUUUGCUGAACACUGUUCUGUACCCAUUCUUAAAUCCCUUCAUCUACAGUCUUAGAAACAAGACUGUGAUACAGGCCCUGAACAAAGCCAUCGCCCAUGCAACAAUGCAGCUUUUCCACUUAUUGCGAUGCAUUUCUGGACAGCGAUUCCACUGAUCUGCUGUCAUACUUCCAAUAAUAUCAGUGCCUCCAAAUACAGCUGCCUCAGCUUUAUGUUCUUGUCGGAUUGUGUUAGGAUAAAUGAUAAAAAUCUCAUCUGCACACACAAAGGACAAUGUGAAAUCCCAAGUUAUCGGCUGCUGAGGAAUGAAUGUCUUGUCCCAGCUUCUUCCAGGGAUGCCCUGGGAGAGCCAUCAGCCCCAUUGUCCAUUGAGAUGAGUCCUUGAAAGCAGCUCUCUGGAUCUCUAUUUGGACUAAGGGUGUUGUUGCCUACGUCUGCAGGACACAUUAUGGGAUGCAGGACAAGACCAUUUUUGGAUUGCACGGGACUUCUUUUGUGAAGUUGAUGGGAGGACCUCACAAGUGCAAUCUGUUGCGUCUUUUAAUCAGAUUUAAUUUCUAACUCUUUGCUGCACGAGUGAAUCUCUCUCUCACUGUGAAUGUGUGAGCACGAGGCUGUGCGGGCAGUAACUGGAGCAGGACCGUAUGUCACUGGUGACAGCGACUGAGGGACUGGAGUGACUGCAGUUAAGAGUAUGUGUCUGUGCGUGUGUGACUGGGGUGGUCUCUGCCUUCGUCCGGAAUGGGGCUGCAGCCGCUGAGGCUGGUAUUGAGGGGCACUUACUGAGCAGAGUGAGUGCCUGAGCUCAGCUGCAGGAGGGAUCCAUCCUGCACAGCCAUACGUAGAGACUGGAUUUUGUGGUUUGAGCUAAGGCAUAACCACUUUUCUCAUUUCAGCUUAGUCUCAUUUGAGUAACUUCGUUUCCUGGAAGUUCACUGCAUUUGUUUCAGACAGGGUUUGUCUCUGGCAGUGAUCACACAAGGCACUGGGAUGCACAAAGGCCAUUGCUUGUGCUUCUUCCUCCAGAAACCAAGGCCAUCCUCAGGCUGGUAGAGCCAUAAGUGAGAUCAGCAAAAAAGGAUAUCACCUGCAGGGAGGGACGGACAGGACAGGAGACCCCAAAAUGACCAACAGAGGAUUCCAUCCUAUAUACUCCUCACUUGAGAUAAAACUAGAGUUCACUAGGGUCACAUUCUCUUCUUUGAUGGCAGACUUCUGGUGAGGACCUCGACUGUCUCUUUGCCCCUGAUCCCACACCCAUGUAUUCCUGAAUCCAGUUCCUGAGUCCUCCCUCCCAGUACUCACCCUUUUC
Cuculus canorus (common cuckoo) is the source of this 2695-nucleotide messenger RNA. Its product is annotated as olfactory receptor 49-like. Gene Ontology annotation, biological process: G protein-coupled receptor signaling pathway. The record is from RefSeq and is a predicted model, not a curated record. Gene Ontology annotation, cellular component: membrane. Gene Ontology annotation, molecular function: G protein-coupled receptor activity; olfactory receptor activity. The transcript has a single exon. Bases 558 to 1538 code for a protein of 326 amino acids. Lineage: Eukaryota; Metazoa; Chordata; Aves; Cuculiformes; Cuculidae.